AAAGGAGGUAAACUCUCCCACAUGACCAUGCACAAACAUGAGACGACUCUCGUUAAAUAAGUGACGUCAUCCGAAGAUUUCUUCAUUAAGGACCUCAUCAAGGGCGCGCUCCCGAUGUUUGUGCGCGCGCACGCCUCUUGACAGGUACACACUUUAAAGUCCACUGCUUUGCCUUAAUGUGCAAUUUUAACCACCAACAAAAAUCAUCGUCUUUCUCCUUCCAUCGUCUUAUCGAUGUUUAUUGAGGAUCAACUUGCCUGAUCGACUGUAACUCUUUGGAAUUUUCAAGAUAUAACCCUAUCCAAACCAUCAAUGCCUAAAUCAACAUGUGAUAUGUCUUGCAAUGAACACAUUGCUACAGUUCCUCUGCCCCACGGGGACAUGCAGCUUGUUCUCUCAUCCGAGAGUCCUUACAACAAUGGAUCCCUUUCUCCAUCACCAAACUCCUCCAGUAGUGUAUCGACUAAUAGAGAAACCAGCAGCUCACCAGACAUCCACAUGCUGGACCAUUGUAUCGCUGAAAGCUUUCUUUUGGAUAGCUUGCAAAUCACUCCUCCACGACAAGAUAAUUCUUCCUGUGACUCAGGCAGGAGGCUUUCCCAAACAUAUAUCAACACCCUUCUCGAAGAUCAUGUGAAUUUCUGCAAUAAAAACUCAAGGUCACAAGACAAUCAAGAGACUGAAGAGUACUUCUCUUUCAGUUGUAAUAAAGGGGAUGUUGCCUCUGUUGGGAUAACGGAAGAAAGCCAACUAAGUUCAUGUGACACUUCUCAGCAUGGAUCAACUGAGACUAACUGCUGCUCGAUGAGUUCUGAGGAAAUGGUGAUGAGGAGCAACAGUUUUUGUUUGGCAGACCAGUCCCUCUCUGUGUUUUCUUCCCUCGAUGAUUCGACCAUCUCACCAGCCAGAGCGCAUGCCGAAUUUCUUGAUGAAUCCAAGAUUUUGAGCACACUCACCUUGCCAGAUGUGUGUGAGAAUGCAGCUGAGGUGACCCUCGGGAACCCAUACCUUGGCAAGACCUUUAUCCUGGCAGACAACUGGGAGCUCCCUGAGGAAGACAAUUUGAGUACAGCACCCUCUUCUGGGGUUCGGCCAGGUGGAAAUCCGGGAGAUCUUUUUAUGACGUUUCUGUGCGGAGCCUCUCCUGAUGAUAAGAAACAGGUGCAAUUGACAUGCAUGGAAGCAGAGGUGGUACAUUUCUCUGCAGAAUUUACGCCAGAAAAGGGCACAAUCUUUGUGCCCACAAUGGCAGUUAUGCAAAAUAGUAAGGCAUCUACACCAGUACCAAACACUGUCACUAAAAUACUUCCCUCACAUUUAGAAUCUUCUUGCAUUGAAGAUAAUGAGAGGCCAAUAUCAUUACCAGCUGAAAAACAACAAACAUCUGUCACUCCCACACAGAAUUUGGCUGUAGGAUUAUCACCAUCUCCAAGCAAAGUAAAACAAAAUGAGAUUAAAAAAAUUCCUAAAUCAGACUUGAGGAAUGUGAAAUCUAAAGUUGUGACCAGAACUGGGGAUUCAGGAUCUUCUCCACAACACAAGCAAUUGCAAGCACAUUUGCACAGCAACCCCAUUGGUACUAGACAUACCAAUAGCAGAAUAGGAAAAGCUGCUGCCUUUUUGCCUGCCACUGCUAAAAGGGAAAUAAAUGUGCAGAAACAAGUUAUUCCAAAGGCUGUUCACUUAGGUGUGACAAUCAUACAGUCACCCGAUCAUACUGUUGGGAAUGAAAAAGGUAAAAGUAUCAUAUCCAGCCCAGCAAGUAAAAUUGCUCAAACACCAUGUUGCAGCACCGUCAGUUCUGAGAAAGCGCACACAGCUUCAGGCCAAAAAGUAGACAUUCCAGUUCAGUCCACCGGCGACCAAAAUUCAUCCUGUGAAAAACCUUCUGCUAAAAGUGGGCAGAAAGAUUCUGAACUGACUCCAAAGAAGCACAUGUCAAACAAAAUUGAGGUCAAGGCAGGCUCAACUUUGAGCUAUGUCAAGACAAGGCCUAGAUGCUCAUCAGAGAGUUUGUCAUCUCUACUUCGACCACCCAAGCAAAGGAAAGCUGCUAAGUUCUCAACCACCAUUGUAUUUCCCGGACAGGAAAAACAGAGCAAAACUGGGAUUUUAAACAACUCUUCCCAGAGUAAAGUGCCCUCACAGACUGAUGUCACAAAAAGACCUGCAAACGAUUCCCCCAGAGAAGUUAAUAAAAUCAGCCUGGUGACAGAACCUGGCAGAGCACCUGGGUCCUCUUUGGAUCGGACUAAGAGCAAAGCUCGAGGACAGACCGUUCCAAGACAAUCCCGAGCAACAUCCCUUUCCCAACCUCCAACUGCGAGUCAGUCUAUCAGGCAGAGACAAGGACCCAGUUCAAAUGUUGACUUCAGGGUGUCUAAAGGGGUAGUAGGCACACCACAGUCGAAGCAGAACAGUACUGCAGGCAGUCAAAGGACUCAAGCAACAGGAGAGCAGUCCUUUGCACCAGCCUCAUCUGCAAGUGUUAAGUACCAGCUGAAUGGAUCCCGGCCUGCUCAGACUCCGUCGCGCCCCUCUGUUAUGGGGCCGCUCCUUACUCCUGCCUCUAAACUACCUCGCAAGAUCUUGUUGACAUCCAGGAGUCAACAUGUAGGAACUGUUGGCAGUGACCAGAAUGAAGCUUCUGGAGGAACUCCACAUAGACAAACCCUUCUCAAGACUGUUGUACCAAAGCCAAGACUAAUUUCAAACCCUGUAAAAAACAAUGGAACAACCUCUGUCAAAAUGUGUUCUACAGUUGUACCACCUGCUAUUAAUAGCAACAAAGGAUCAUGUACCCCUUCUGUCACUCUAUUGAAAAGGCCGCUUUCUUCCCAAUUAACUCAUCCAACACCAAGCAGAACAGUCUAGGCAUGGAGCUUUUUCAUAACCUGGAGACCACCCUUAUUUUUCGAAGCUGUGACAUGUGAUUGGAUCU
Molecule: messenger RNA, 2941 nt
Organism: Nerophis ophidion (straightnose pipefish)
Lineage: Eukaryota; Metazoa; Chordata; Actinopteri; Syngnathiformes; Syngnathidae
Exons: 7
Coding region: 313-2874 (853 amino acids)
Source: RefSeq, a predicted model, not a curated record